AUGAAGAGGGGUGAGGAGGAAGCCACGGAGAGAGGAAGGAAAUGAAGAUCACGUCACGAAGAGCAGAAUCGGAGUAAAAAAAAAAAAGACGAGUGCUAUUUAAUGGACACUCCUUGCAUUGACGCCACCGUGGACUCAUCUGGAACUCGUCUUUAAGCAACAUGUCAUCGUGGACUUGUUCGGCGUGAAAAGGGAAAAGCGGCCACGCAGCUGUGGGUAUAUAUAUAUAUAUAUAUAUAUAUAUAUAUAUAUAUACAUAUAUAUAUACACAUAUACUGUAUAUAUAUAUAUAUAUAUAUAUAUAUUUAUAUAUAUAUAUAUAUAUAUAUACACAUAUACAUAUGCAUAUUUUUUGUGUGCCGAUGUGUGAAGACCUCCUCUCCUUCCUCCUCCGUGUGCCUGCCCACUGACGCCUCUUCGUGUGCAUCUUCUCUGCACAUUUUUUUUUUUUUUUUUUUUUUUUUUACAGAAAACAUAUUGUUGCAUCUAGUGGAUUUUUUCCGAAUUGGGGAGGGGGACUUUUCUUUUUGAGUUUACAUCUGAAAGGAGAAGAAGGAGCAUCGGGAGAAUUAACAGCUGUGGGCUCUCCUCCAGCUGCAGAUGUAACCAUGGUGUGCAAGUCAAAGGGGUGGGGCAGCGUGCUCUCAGCUCAAACCCCCUCUGAGCAACAUCAUGGAGGAGGAUCACGCCAUGCAUCCACACAAGGCAGCAGCUACAACAAAUCCCAAAAUGAGUGAGCUGGAGCAGCUUCGCCAGGAGGCUGAGCAACUGAGGAACCAGAUACGAGAUGCUAGGAAAGCAUGUGGGGAUUCGACGCUGACACAGAUAACAGCUGGUCUGGAUCCGGUGGGGAGGAUACAGAUGCGGACAAGACGCACCCUUCGAGGCCACCUCGCUAAGAUCUAUGCGAUGCACUGGGGGUCAGACUCAAGGCUUCUUGUUAGCGCCUCCCAAGAUGGCAAACUGAUCGUGUGGGACAGCUACACCACUAACAAGAUACACGCCAUCCCACUGCGCUCCUCUUGGGUGAUGACCUGUGCGUACGCCCCGUCUGGCAACUACGUGGCAUGCGGAGGCCUCGAUAACAUCUGUUCCAUCUACUGCCUGAAGACACGAGAGGGGAAUGUUAGGAUCAGCAGAGAACUACCUGGACAUACAGGUUACCUGUCGUGUUGCCGUUUCAUCGAUGACAAUCAAAUCAUCACAAGUUCAGGAGACACCACCUGUGCGUUGUGGGACAUCGAGACGAGCCAGCAGACCACGGUGUUCUCGGGCCACACAGGCGACGUCAUGAGUCUGUCGCUGUCGCCCGACCUCCGCACCUUUGUAUCCGGGGCCUGCGACGCUUCGGUCAAGCUGUGGGACAUCCGAGACAGCAUGUGUCGACAGACCUUCACGGGCCACGAGUCGGACAUCAACGCCAUCUGUUUCUUCCCCAACGGCAGCGCCUUUGCUACGGGCUCCGACGACGCCACCUGCAGGCUGUUCGACCUGCGCGCCGACCAGGAGCUCAGCCUCUACUGUCAUGACAACAUCAUCUGUGGCAUCACCUCGGUGGCUUUCUCCCGCUCGGGCCGCCUACUGCUGGCGGGCUACGACGACUUUAACUGCAACAUCUGGGACGCCAUGAAGGGAGACAGAGCAGGAGUCCUGGCCGGCCAUGACAAUCGUGUGAGCUGUCUGGGCGUGACGGAUGAUGGCAUGGCUGUCAGCACCGGAUCCUGGGACAGCUUCCUCAAGAUCUGGAACUAACACACACACACACACACACACACACUUCUGGGAACACAGGUUGGCCAGCCGGUGUUCCCACUGUAAUUUAAGCUUAAACGAAGUGCAACAAGUGUACAUAAGACAUAGUGUGACGACUUAGUUUACACCCAUCACACGUGCUACCUUCAGCUGACUGAGGUGCACAAUUGCAGCUGCAAGGCUAUACACGCACACACACACACACACACAAAUGUAAAAAAGAAAAACAAAAAAAAUCAAUGUGACCAAAUACAGUUUUCUUGUAUUCCAAACAAAAAACACUCCUAUGACCUGAAGCCUUUGAAAUAAAAUGUUACACCCACUUUUUCCUGCGCUCGUGUUCAGCAGGGGAGGAGACAAUUCUGUUUUUGUUUACAAUGAAGUCCAAGUCAGACAAGUACAAUUUUUUUUGUCUUCGUGCCACAGUGAUGCUCUUGGGGGGGGAAUUAUUAGAAUGCUGAAAAAUGAAUGAAAUAUACUCUAAACAAACCAUCAUCCUUUCGAGGGUUUUUAUAGCUACUUAUAUGCCCCCAUAUUUAGUGCAUUUGUUUUUGUUUUUUUACACUUAUUUUCUUCAUGUUCUCCCCGUGUGCCUCAGAUACACUUAAAGGAUUAUUACUAGAGAAUACUGAUAAGAGGUAAAGUAAAUAAAACAAAAAGAAAAACAUUGUUAAGUGUGUGAAUGCAGCAGGAGCCAGUAUUCACACUUAAAUCUGGACAUUAUGAUGGUAUAAUUGUACAUAAUAUUAAUAUAAUAAAUAGCAUCUCCUGCCAGUGA
Molecule: messenger RNA, 2530 nt
Organism: Dunckerocampus dactyliophorus (ringed pipefish)
Lineage: Eukaryota; Metazoa; Chordata; Actinopteri; Syngnathiformes; Syngnathidae
Gene: gnb2
Product: guanine nucleotide binding protein (G protein), beta polypeptide 2
Exons: 11
Coding region: 673-1752 (359 amino acids)
Biological process (GO): G protein-coupled receptor signaling pathway
Cellular component (GO): cytoplasm; heterotrimeric G-protein complex
Molecular function (GO): protein binding; signaling receptor complex adaptor activity
Source: RefSeq, a predicted model, not a curated record